GUUUUCUUUUCUUUAUUCUUCUCCAUUUAUGGCUCAAGAGCCACAGGUACAUAUGCUUUCAUUAUAUCACCUUGAUAUGUUCUAAUGAAACCUAGCUCCAAAUCCAUAGGGAUAUAAUCUGAUCUUUCAAGUUGUCCAGAGAAUGCAGGGAAGUUGGGUCACUGAGGUACAGGUCCGAAUGGACUGCAAUGGGUGUGUUCAGAAAGUCAAGAAGGCUUUGAAUGGAAUUCAUGGUAAGUAUGUAUUAACUGGUUGUGAGAACCUUAAGCUUUCAAUAUCUUUUUUCACCUUCUGGAAAAGCUAUUUUGUGCCAGUAGUGGGAAAAUUCAUCAAGUACAUGGGAGCAGGUUUAUAGUCUUUUGAGGUGGCUUUGAUGCCUCCUCCGAUUGAGGUCCGGCUUUUAACGGCCAACUUUCAGCUGUUGUUGGUAGGCAUCUUUUAUGAGCUAAAAGUGGUCAAGUGGUCAUGUAUAGACAUAGUAAACAUUAUUUGAAAAAAAUCAUGAAUAUAUUGUGUAAAUUCACUUUACGUCUGCAUUUCAUUACACUAUAUUAUGUUUCAUUGGGAUUUACCACACAUUAUUAUGAUAACACAUGGAAUGUGUAAAGAUUAAAGUGCAUGCAUCCUUCGAUAACACAUAGAAAAUGUCAUCAUCAAAUUAUCAUGUCAUAUACUCUCAUUGUAUAUUUGUAUAGCUGGCCUCUCUAGUUUGAUGGCAUGAAGAUUGAAGGAACAAUGAUAUGUGCAGAUAGGAGUCUAGGGACUAUGAUGAGUUUCCGUAUAUACCCUUGAUGAGUUAAAAAAAUACUUAACUCAUUGAGAGUAAGUAAAGUUACCAUACUCCUUGCAUCCUUAUAGGUAUAUAUCAUUUUUCGUGUUGAAAAUGACAUGUUUUGAUCUUUGUUGCAGGUAUCUCUGAACUAUACAUUGAUUUUCCUCAGCAGAGGAUUACCUUAGUGGGGAGUGCAGAUCCUGAAAUGAUAGUGAAGGCAAUCAAGAAAAUCAGAAAAAGGGCAAUCAUAUGCUCUCAUACAGAACUGCCACAGGAAAAACCAUCUCAGUCGCAGGAGGUACCUCCGGAGGGUGGCGGUGGCAGCGGGUCACCGUCCAAUGAGUCUGUUAAUCCUCCGGCAGAAGCUCCACCAGAUGAAGCAAGACCACCAAUGGAGCCACCGAAAGAUCCAACACCUCAGGAGAUUAAUCAAAAGACUGUGGAAGAAAAGCCAUGUCCUGAAACAACCGUGAGAAUGACCAACAAAAACCAUAGAGAUGUUGAAGACGUUCAACGAGUAGUAUACAACCAUCCAGCAGACUAUUACAGUUACGGAUAUGGUGGGGGAGAACCGCAAUGGAAUUACCAUCACCCACGUGGCGCCGGUAUGGGACUCGGACACCAACCGCCUCCAAGUGGUCCACGGCUCCGACAUGAGCCCACACCUCUUCCUCCAACCACCAAUAGUUCGAAGCUCAUAUAUGAACCACCACUGCUGCCAAAUAUUAAUACUUUAAGGUUUAUGCAUGAAUCACAACCUCCACCUUCCAGAAGUUCAAGAAAAUGCCAAGAACCACAACCCCAAAAUCCAGAAUCCAAACAUGAUCGUGGACAAGAAACGUGCAACAAUCCCGAGUUCAAAUAUGACCCCAAUUUGAUCCAAAAGGGGUCACAUUACAGACAAGAACCGCUGCCACACUCGAGUAGUAGUUUAAGACUCAAACCACAAGAACAACCGGCACCACCCAACAAUCCAGAACCCAAAUAUGACCGUCGACAAGAACCACCAUACAAUCCGGAUUUCAAAUAUGAUCCAUACAUGAACCAAAAUGGUUCACGGUUCAGACAAGAACCGGUUCCAUACCUGAGUAGUAGUAGUAGCAGUUCAAGGUUGAAGCAGCAAGAGCCAACCCCGCCACCACCACCACCUUACAACGCGGGUGAAUCCAAAAAAGAUCCAUCAAUGUUGUACCAAAAUGGAAUGGAUUUCAGACAAAUAAAAGAACCACUAUCAUCACCCUACUACAGUUCAGAGUUCAGAAGGGACCCACCUACACAGCGACCUGUAUAUGUCUCGCAUAGCUACAAUGCCUACAAGCCACCGCCUUAUGUAACUGGAUAUGAGUUUGCCCGGUCACAACCUCCCAGACAAAUGUAUAACAGUGGGCCUAACCCAUACACAGACAAUAUGUACCCUAUACCAAGGCCUUACACUGGUUAUGAUUAUGCUCACCCACGCAAUUCUCCUCCAGAUCAUUAUUCAGAGGAUAAUCGCAAUGGGAAUAAUAGUGAUGGAAAUAUGUCCUCCAUUUUUAGCGAAGAAAAUCCGAAUGCAUGCACAAUAUCAUAGUAACUGGUAGCAUACUUUGCUCAAAGUGCUAGAAUUCAAAGAACCUUGUGCAAUUGUCAAGGAGAAGAUAUGAUAAGCUUCAAAACUCAAAAGGCAAAAGGGAAUUUAUUCCUCGGUCCACUUAGACUUCUAGGCAUGUGUAUUACACUAUUACCCACCAGACAAUUCAUUUCUUUUGUACAAUAAAAACAACUUUAUUCUUGGAAUACAUUCUGCAACUAAAACUUCAUGGACAAGGC
This is a messenger RNA of Cuscuta epithymum, 2581 nucleotides long. NCBI's taxonomy places the organism in Eukaryota, Viridiplantae, Streptophyta, Magnoliopsida, Solanales, Convolvulaceae. The record is from the annotation of a GenBank genome assembly.